Molecule: messenger RNA, 1839 nt
Organism: Owenia fusiformis
Lineage: Eukaryota; Metazoa; Annelida; Polychaeta; Sabellida; Oweniidae
Source: the annotation of a GenBank genome assembly
GACACUCAUUAGGUGUUCGAUGGGAUUUUCUGUGCCGCCUUGGUGUUGUUGUUAUCAUUAGUUAUGAUAAAGUUAAACUUUAUCAUAUGACAGGAUUUGUGGUGUAUUUCUUGAUCAUAUGACUUUACAGGUCUUUGUGACCCAAACAGCUUAUCUACUCUGUUAACAGAGUUUAGUGGCUUAUAAUUCAGACACAACUUAAAGUUCAGAUAAGGUCAAUAUAAAGCACAGGCAUCUAUACCAUACUAUAUUUAUCUCAAUGAUUUGAAAUCAAAAUGGGACCAAAAGGUUUAAUAACAAUUUUAGCAUCAUUUUCAAUGUGUGUCGGAUGCUUUAGAUCAACUACUAGAAAUCACAUCCAGCGCGAUUUUCUUAAUGAUUUACAUGAACAUAUUCAUGAUAAACAGCCACUACCUAAGGAUCCAUUCCUUAUCAUUUGGAACACCCCAUCAGAAGGAUGCAAAGGAUUUGGAGUCAAUUUGAACUUAACAGCAUUUGAUGUGGUCGUGAAUAAGGACCAGAAAUUUACUGGCGAUUUUGUGACAAUAUUUUAUACUCCUCAACUUGGGACUUAUCCAUAUGUAGACAAGGAUGGCAUCCAUAAUGGAGGAAUUCCUCAGCAUGUCAAUCUGACAUCUCAUCUAAACAAAGUGAAAUCUGAUAUCAAAAGAGCCAUUCCUGACCAGAAUUUUCAAGGUGUUGGUGUGAUAGAUUGGGAGAAUUGGAGACCCACAUGGGAGCGUAACUAUGACAGCAAGAUCAUCUAUCAGAACCUCUCUGAAGCUGAUGUUUUUCAAAGACAUCCAUCUUGGAAUCACACUCAAAUACAGAUUUAUGCAAAGAGUGAAUUUGAACAAGCUGCAAGGGAUAUGAUGGAGCAGACAGUCCGGGUAUCCAAUGAUACUAGACCUGGUGGAUACUGGGGAUACUAUGAGUUUCCAGAAUGUUACAACUAUGCAGGCUCUCCAGAGUGUUCAACUAAGACAAAACAACAAAAUGAUAAAUUAAACUGGUUAUUUUCUGCUAGCACAGCUCUAUUCCCAUCUGUCUAUUUACAUUCUAAGCUUAAAACAAAAACACUGAAACAGAACUUUGUACAUGGACAAGUACAGGAAGCACAGAGAGUAGCUAAAGGAACUAAACAAGGAGAUAAGCCUGUGUUUGUGUAUGCCAGAUACAGAUUUGCUAAUGAUCAGUCAUUUUAUAAAAAGGAUGACCUAGAAGCCAGCAUAGGGGAGAUAUUCAACAUGGGGGCUAAUUGUGUGAUACUGUGGGGCUCUAGUGAAAAUGUUAAAACAGCAUCUAAAUGUAAAGAACUUGAAGUGUACCUCAAUUCAACAUUGGGUCCAUAUGUUAAAUCCAUUAAUUCAUUUGCAUCAAAAUGCAGCCAGUUAAAUUGUAAUGGCAAGGGGAGAUGUGUUCUGCAGAAUACCUCACCUAGAGGGACUGAAUAUCAUGUUCAUGGGACCAAUCAUCUUUGGAAUAUGGAGCACUAUGACUGUAAAUGCUAUCCUGGAUGGUCAGGGCCACAGUGUAAAGUUCAUUAAGCAGAAUCAAUAAUGGAUAUUUAGGAAGCAAUUUGGGAUGGUGCCAAAAUAAAACAUCAAACCAACAAUACAAUACUGUUAUUGUAAAUAAGAUAGCAGUAAUGCUUUUUGAGAAAAAUUAUGUAACAGUGAUGUAAGUUCUCCUGAGGGAAAAGGGAUAUUUAAAAAAAAUCCUCUUGAGAAGUCAAGUUUUACGUACAGUAAAACCUGUGUUCACUAUAGAGAGGUCAUUUUAUACAGAGGUUAGUGCUGUAUGUGCUGAAAAUGGGUGUUCACUAGACACAUGUGUUCA